AUGUCAAACCGGUACCAAGGUCCCAAUGAAAAAGUCACUCCGCAGUGGAAAGAUGUGAAUGUGGAUCAUACAUACAUACCUUCAUACAAUCAAGCUCCAAGUCGGUCUCUGCCUGUUUUAGCAACUAUAAGUACUUUGGAUAAUAAAACUGAAAAUAGUGAGAGAUCUGUAUGCCCAAUGCUGUGGGGUCUUGUUCCAUUCUGGCAUAAGGGUAACCCUAUGGACACAACCUACAAAACAUUUAACUGUCGUGCUGAUGGCAUCAGGGAGAAAUCAUCAUACAGAGUUGCAUUUUCUAAAGGCCGGCGAUGUGUUGUUCUUUCAGAUGGAUUUUUUGAAUGGAAGAAAGUUAAUGGCCAAAAAGAACCAUAUUUUAUCUACUUUCCUCAACCCAAAAAAGUAAGCAUGAGUGAGCGUAAGUGGACCAGUGAGGAAGAAGAAAUGUGGGAUGUGGAUGGAGAGUGGCGAGGGCCAAGGUUGCUAACUAUAGCUGGAAUUUAUGACAUUUGGAAGUCCCCAAAGGAUGGCCAUUUACUGUACAGCUUCACAAUUAUUACUGUUGGUGCCAGUAAUGAAAUGAAAUGGCUUCAUGACAGGAUGCCAGCUGUACUUGAUGGGGAAGAGACUGUCAAUAUGUGGUUAGAUUCUGAGAAUGUGUCACCAGAAGAGGCACUCACUUUAUUAAAGCCAGCUGAGAACCUUGAGUGGCAUCGUGUUUCAACUGUGGUGAACAGUUCUAAAAACAACACAUUGGAAUGUGUUCUUCCGCUGAGGGAAAGUAAGGCCACACCUAAAAAUACCCUAACAAAAUGGCUUUCCAUGAGUAAAAGAAAGACAGUGAAGAAAGAAGGUGAAGAACAAAGUCCCUCAAAAAAGAUAAAAACCGAAUGAAAUUAGAAAUAAAACUCACACUCAUAAUGUAAGGAAUUUAUAUAAGUAGCUAAAAUAUUUGUUCUUUGGUGUUACUUUAAAAUGCAUUUGUUUUUGUUAAUAUUCUGUAUAUUUUCAGGUUGUAUAUGUAUAUU
Limulus polyphemus (Atlantic horseshoe crab) is the source of this 1025-nucleotide messenger RNA. Its product is annotated as embryonic stem cell-specific 5-hydroxymethylcytosine-binding protein-like. Gene Ontology annotation, biological process: DNA damage response. Gene Ontology annotation, molecular function: single-stranded DNA binding. The transcript is spliced from 7 exons. Lineage: Eukaryota; Metazoa; Arthropoda; Merostomata; Xiphosura; Limulidae. The coding region runs from base 1 to 891 and encodes 296 amino acids. The record is from RefSeq and is a predicted model, not a curated record.